AGCUCUCCUGACUCAGAGCCACCCCGUUAUGCGAAACCAAGUAAGGUAACCCCCUCUUUGGAGACAAGAUGCCUCUGGCUGUCAGCGAUGGGCUGGGAGCGAGGCCCAGAAGGCGGGGUUAGCCCCGAGGGGUCGGGGCCAUAAAUAAGAGGGUCGCGUGUCAGGGAGAUAAACAUGAGGGGGUGCAGGGCCUGAAGAGAGUCGCCAGGGGCUGUCCGGAGCCGAGGCAGAGGGAGGCGGAGCGCUAGUGCCAAGGCCCGCGCCAGCGUCGGAGCGGCAUCGGCAUCGGCAUCGGCAGCACCAGCGCCAGCGCCCUCACCAGCCGAGCCCCGGUCCAGCCUCAGCCCGAGAGGAGUCCCGUCCCGUCGGUGCCCUCCCCGCGAGGGCAGCGGGACCAGGAGGGGCUCUCGCCUCUGCCCCGCGCGGCGCGGCGCGGCCCGGGGUGCACUCCGGGCAGGGGGGCGCUGCCAGCAUGCCUGGCGCCCUCCGUGCCUGGUGGCUGUCCGGGCUGCUGCUGGGGCUCAGCCUACAGCUCCGGACCCGGGUGGAGGCGUGCAGCUGCGCCCCCGCGCACCCCCAGCAGCUGCUCUGUGCCUCGGCCAUAGUGAUCCGGGCCAAAGUAUCCAGUGAAAAAGUGGUCCCAGCCAGUGAGGACCCAGCUGAUAUUCAGAAAAUGAUCCGCUAUGAAAUCAAACAGAUAAAGAUGUUUAAAGGCUUCGAUAAGGUGAAGGACGUUCAGUAUGUCUACACACCCUUAGACUCCUCUCUGUGUGGGGUCAGGCUAGAAGCCAAUAAGAAGAAGCAGUAUCUCCUCACUGGCCAGAUUCUAGAUAAUGGCAAAGUAUUCAUCAACAUGUGUAAUUACAUAGAGCCCUGGGACGACCUGUCCUUCUUGCAGAAGAAAAGCCUGAAUCACCGCUAUCACAUUGACUGUGGCUGCAAGAUCAUCACCUGCUACACAGUGCCGUGCUCCAUCUCGGCCCCCAAUGAGUGUCUCUGGACAGACUGGCUGAUUGAGCGGAAGCUCUAUGGGCACCAGGCCCAGCAUUAUGCUUGUGUUAAGCGCAGUGAUGGCACCUGUGGCUGGUACCGGGCUGGCCUCCCCCCUGAGAAGGAAUUCAUUGACGUCAGUGAGCCCUAGAGAGAAGCAUCACCACACACCCUUCUAGCCCCCGAGAGGCCUGGAGGCCAGUUACAUCCAUCCAUCCAUCCAUCCAUCCAUCCAUCCAUCCAUCCAUCCAUCCAUCCAUCCAUCCAUCCAUCCAUCCAUCCAUCCAUCCAUAUGUCCAUCUGUCCAUCCCUACACAGCUUCCCACUGCUUAAUGUAGCCACCGCUUAGGAACGCUGCCAACCUCAUGGAAGGUACCAGUGUAUGUGGAACCACGCAGCGGCCGGGUAAGAAGAGGGCUCAGGCUCCUGGAGGUGGCUGCUCUGAGAAGGCCAGUCAGGCUUGGGGUGCUGGGAGAAGCAGGACCAUCCAUCGGCCUGGUCCCUCUGCUUUAGUUUGCUCCUCUUACUGAGUAGGUUCUGAAAAAAGAACUCAGGAGUCAUCUUGAACCAAUCCUUCUGAUCAGGCUGGGGCUUGUUUCCAUCCCUCUCCAAAAACAAAAUGUUGAAACAGGAAUGAGAGUGCUUUCCAUGUCUGGAGCUGACAUGAUGCAGGCUAAAUAUCGUACAGUGUGUGCACAAAUUAUCAAUAGCCCCGUGUUGUACAAAAGUAACUACUGUGGUCAAAGCGAGUGAAAUGGGCUGAUUUGGGGGAAUCAUUAAAAAGCAUCUUGUACCCUU
This is a messenger RNA of Dromiciops gliroides (monito del monte), 1788 nucleotides long. It is a transcript of the gene TIMP4, whose product is annotated as TIMP metallopeptidase inhibitor 4. The record is from RefSeq and is a predicted model, not a curated record. The transcript has 5 exons. Gene Ontology annotation, cellular component: extracellular matrix. Bases 473 to 1141 code for a protein of 222 amino acids. Lineage: Eukaryota; Metazoa; Chordata; Mammalia; Microbiotheria; Microbiotheriidae. Gene Ontology annotation, biological process: negative regulation of membrane protein ectodomain proteolysis; negative regulation of endopeptidase activity. Gene Ontology annotation, molecular function: metalloendopeptidase inhibitor activity; protease binding.